Messenger RNA from Fonticula alba, 789 nucleotides. RefSeq lists its product as hypothetical. The transcript is spliced from 3 exons. Bases 21 to 716 code for a protein of 231 amino acids. NCBI's taxonomy places the organism in Eukaryota, Rotosphaerida, Fonticulaceae. The record is from RefSeq and is a predicted model, not a curated record.
CCCGUUCCUUGACAGACACCAUGCUCACGGACGAAAUGAUCGACCGCCAGCACUGGGAGUCACUCUCGUGGCCUCAGAAGGUCGAAUCCAAGCUGCGGUCCUUCUUCGGCUUCCAGCAGAACCUGGCUGCCAUCCCGGACUAUCGGCUCUUCUGGCGCUCGGAUAACGACCUCAAGCGGCUCAUCUCCUCCGGUCGGACGGUUCUCCUGAUGUUGAUGACACCCGGCAACCCCUACUCGGAGGCGGUGGCCAACACCUCGCGGCGGCUGGCCUUCCGCCUUCGGUCGCCGGAGGAACAAGCCGCCAGCCAGGAGAUCGCCUUUUUGUGCGUGGACUGCUCACGCUUCACGGACUUCUGCCGGAGCCGCGGCAUGGGCGACUCCAACAAGGUGGAGCUGAUCCAGCCACGGCCGAUCGAGUCGGCGACCCACUCCUCGCGGCGCUUCGCAGUCACCAUUUCCACCAUCGAGUAUGACCUGGUCUCGGAGUUUGGCCUGAUCUCGGCCCUCCGGCGCUUUGGCGUGUUCGAUCCGCUCACCUCGCAGUUCGCACACCCGGUGGCCCGGGAGAAGGCCCAGCGCCAGGCACACAUGCUCAGCAUUCUGGAUGACUAUGAGGCUGAGAACGCCUCGUCGGACGUCACUGCUCCCGAGGCCGUGCCUGAAUCUGCCACCAUGUCGGCAGGGGCCCCUGCCACGCCGGAGACGCCUGCCUAAGUGUGCCCCAGCCGCCCCGGCCUCCCCCUGGGGCCAUCCAUUGAUGAAAAUGAAAUAGAGAUAGAACACUAUA